CCAGUGCGCAGGCGCGGGGGUCGUGGGUUGCACUGUGGAGGCCGGGUGGUGGCGCAGCUGCGGCCGGAGGUGUUGCGUGGAUCUGCCUCGCGGGGACGCAGGUCCCCUGCCGCAGAAGCUGCUUGUGGACCAAGCCCCUGGCUGGAGCCAGCAAUGGUAGGUGACUGCGCUGCUGUCCCUUUGUGGCCCGACAGAUCGCCAGAUUCCUUGGCGCCAGACCGCUCGUGUGAGCCUUCAACACCUGUGAAUCCUCCUGCCCGGCCUGCCCGUGCUCCGUCCCCCUGAGUGGAGCGUCAGGAGGACAGGAUGGCUGUCGUGCGCAGGAAGUCCCGACCCAAGGCGCCUGUGACAUUUGGAGACUUGGCCAUUCACUUCUCCCAGGAGGAGUGGGAGUGGCUGAGCCCCACACAGAAGGAUCUGUAUGAAGACGUCAUGUUGGAGAACUUCCAGAACCUGGUCUCUCUGGGUCUGUGCUGUCGGAGGCCAAAUGUGAUCACCUUACUGGAGAUGGGAAAGGCACCGUGGAUGGUGGAGCCGAAAAGCUGCCGGGGCCCUGACUCAGGGUCUCAAUGCGUGAGGACGAAGUUACCACCGGACAGGCGCUGCCUCCGCGGGAAGCUGGGUUUCCUGCUGCCGCCACCAAGGCCACCAGAGCCCACCUGGAGUCAGCACGCCAGCCACCGCCUGCCCGCAGGGAAGCCCCGGCCAGGGCCCGCAAGGAAAGGCGUGCCGGGGCGCCAGGGCCCUCUUCGGUGCGGGGCCUGCGGGAGGGGCUUUGGCCGACUCGUGUCCCUGCUGCUCCACCGCGGGCGCCACCGAGGGCAGCCGGGCUGGCGGUGUGACACCUGCGGGGCACGCUUCACCCGGAGAACCACCCUUCUCCUGCAUGUGAGAGGUCACCGGGGGGCGGCCCCCUCGCGCCCACCGCUCCGUGCCCUCCACCGGACCGCACCCCUGGGCCUGCGAAGGGUGCAUGCGCGGACCCCUGCCGAGGGGCCUGGUAGCCCGCGCAUCUCAGAGAAUCCCUUCGCGUGCGGGAGGUGUGGGCGGCUUUUCGGGGGCGUCUCGGCCCUGGUGCUCCACCAGAGAGCGCACGCCUCGGGAAGGCCGCGCAAGUGGGGCCCGCGCAGGACUGGCUCCGGGCGGUCCCUGGCCCUUGAGGUGCUCGCGCGGGUGCACGCCGCAGGGGGGCGGGGCGUUGGGCGGGGGCGAGACAGGGAUGCAAGUGCGAGAGUCGCCGCCUGGGCACCGCACCCCGGGGCCCACGGUGAGACCAGGAAGCGCCUAGAAUGCAAGGACUGCGGGAAGGCGUUCUCCAGACCCACGAACCUGAAGAUCCACCGGAACGUCCACUCGGAGGAGAAGCCCUUCAAGUGCACUAAGUGCUGCAAGGCGUUUGGGCGCCAGGCCUUCCUCGUGGAGCACCAGCGGAUCCACACCGGGGAGAAGCCAUACCGGUGUGAGCAGUGCGGGAAGGCGUUCAGCCACCGCAUCUCCCUCUCCCGCCACCGGCGGACCCACACGGAGGACAGGCCCUACGCGUGCGCACGCUGUGGCAAGGCCUUUGGCCAGCGCGCGCACCUGGCGCAGCAUGAGCGCAUCCAUACCGGGGAGCGGCCGUACGCGUGCCCGGCGUGCGGGAAGGCCUUCGGCCAGCGCACCUCCCUCGUCCUGCACGAGCGCAGCCACACCGGCGAGCGGCCCUACGCGUGCCGCGAGUGCGGGAAGGCCUUCAGCAGCGGCUCCGACCUCAUCCGCCACCAGCGGAGCCACUCGGCGGAGAAGCCCUACACGUGCGGCGCCUGUGGCAAGGCCUACAGCCGCAGUUCGUCCCUGGCCCGCCACCAGAGUGCGCACGCGGCAAAGCGGGCCUGAGGCGGGGCGGGGCCGAGGCGGGGCUCUGGGACUGAGUGCGCACGCGGCGGGCCGGGCCGCUGGGUGAGGUUGGAGCCCGAGGCGCGGCGGUGUGGCUUCCUCUCAGUCGGUCUGUGACAGAAGAGGGCUGCUCUCGGUUCUGCGGAGCAGGGGAGCACGGGUGAGCCGCGGGCACCAGGCGCGCUCUUGGACGUCCUUGAGCGCAGGGCGGGGAGGACUGGCCUUUUUACCUGCGUGCAUGUGUCUUAUAUUUACCUGAAUAAACGUGUGGCGUGUGA
Dipodomys ordii (Ord's kangaroo rat) is the source of this 2153-nucleotide messenger RNA. It is a transcript of the gene Znf667, whose product is annotated as zinc finger protein 667. The transcript has 7 exons. Gene Ontology annotation, molecular function: DNA-binding transcription activator activity, RNA polymerase II-specific; RNA polymerase II cis-regulatory region sequence-specific DNA binding. Gene Ontology annotation, biological process: regulation of transcription by RNA polymerase II. Bases 307 to 1875 code for a protein of 522 amino acids. NCBI's taxonomy places the organism in Eukaryota, Metazoa, Chordata, Mammalia, Rodentia, Heteromyidae. Gene Ontology annotation, cellular component: nucleus. The record is from RefSeq and is a predicted model, not a curated record.